Panonychus citri (citrus red mite) is the source of this 3176-nucleotide messenger RNA. RefSeq lists its product as uncharacterized. The record is from RefSeq and is a predicted model, not a curated record. Gene Ontology annotation, molecular function: protein serine/threonine phosphatase activity. Lineage: Eukaryota; Metazoa; Arthropoda; Arachnida; Trombidiformes; Tetranychidae. Gene Ontology annotation, cellular component: nucleus; cytoplasm.
UAUAUCCUUAAAUUUACUAAUUGUUGUUCUAAUGAAAUUGUAACAAUUAACUUAUCAAUUUGAUUAUUGUGUUUAAUUUUGUCCUCCAACUAAUUUGUUCAUUUUAAUCAAAAUUAAUUCAAUUCUAUUCAAAAUUCUGGUACAUGGUGUUUUCUUCAACUUCAAUGGAUGAUUUAGUUUUAAUUGAAGACCAUUUAACAAUCGAUCAAUUGUUUUAAUUGGUUUUAAGUUAAAUUGAUUCUUAAUUGUGUUAAUUAUGCCCAAACCAGGAAAAAAUGUUCGGAAUGCCAAAGAUCGAGCUAAAGCUUUAGGAUCGAAAAGAUCGCCAUCACUUGAAUCAACAUCUUCGCUCGGAACUUCCGCCAGUAAAAUGAUGCGACGAAUUCAAUCAUUAGAACGAGCCGAAGCACCGACCCCUUUUGGACCUAAUUUAUUUGAUUGUUGUGCGACCGUAAUUUACUGUCCAAGGCACAACAAUUUUGGCCUUACUCGUAUCGGUGAAGGAAAAGGAAUGUGGCUUCCCUAUGUGGCCCUAAAGCCGUCAGAGGGCUGGUAUGCCGCUUGUGUUUCCAGAUUAAAGCAAGUACUUUCAACCGGAUCUGGACCUAAAUCGUAUCUUUCAUUUUCUCAGCCUGAAUUGAUUCACAUUUUCCGACUUCAGGUUCCAUACUUUUGCCAAUUCGUUACUCGAGUUACUUUCCUAUCACAAUUAACUCAUGAAGAUAAAGGUAAUUGUUGCCAAACAAACAAAACUUUAAGCUGGCAUUCAGCCGACGAUGUUAUCAAUCAAAAUGUCACUGAUCUUUGGGGUCCAGAGCCUUGUGUUUUCGGUGAGGCCUUUUUACAUAACGCUAUUGAAAAAGGUGCUUACACUGAGUACACUUUGCGAGACGCUAUGAGAUAUUUGCCCAGAGAGACAGCGAAAACUUUUCAAGAUGAAAUGUUGAAAUCGGCAAAUUUCAUGGAACGAGAUAUCAGUCGACUUUACUCCGAAUUCAUUCAACACUGUUAUCCAUCACAGUACAUGGUUUUCCCUUCAUUUGUUGAUUACAUGUCACGAAUUGGUUGGCCACCGAACGAUACUGACCUGGAAAAUGUUUACCGAGCCUUUGGCUUCAAUCAUAUGUCUUACUUGUCUUUCCAUGAGUUUCUACUUGGCCUCGCCGCCAUGGACAAACAAACCCACCAUGGUGGUCAUCCUGGUGAGCUACGAUGUGGUUACAUUUUCCGUUACUAUGAUAUUAAUAACGAUUCGGUAUUGGACAACAUUGAAAUGGCUCGAAUGACCUACGAUAUUUUGAGAUUGAAAAAUAAGCCUCAUGACGAUGAUUCCGUUGAGAAAGAGUUGGUUAAAAACUACCAGGCACUUGGUAUUAACUUGAAUGACCCUUCACCCGUUGUCUCUGAUACCCAAUUGUUACGAGCUAUUGGUACAAUGUCAUUUCGAGGUUCAUCUUCAUUGUUUCGAUCUCCGUUUCCAAUUUUAACAACCAUUGGUACUAAACGUUGUUACGAAUCAUUGACUCAUAUUCCAACACCAUCAGGUGGUAAUUCGGGUGAACAUGAGGUCAAAGUCAGUAAACGAACCAAAGGUUCGUGUUCUAAUUGUAGAAACAAACGUUACACUAUCGCCGUUCAUUCAGCUCGAGUUGCACCCGAGGGAAAUAUCGUUGAACCAAUGGAAGUGUUACCAGAGGAAGUUGUUCAAACUCCAAAGGAUCGUCGAGCGAUGUCAUUAGUCGCUUUCAGUGUCGAAAAUGUGGCCAAUCGAAUGAUUGAAUGGCUUCGUGAUUACUCUGAAGUGGCCAAUUUGGGUAACUUUAAACGGACCUUUGGAACUCGGCGAAAACCUGGUGAAAAAUCAAAGGCUGGAAAUUAUUGGGUUACCUGUGAUCGAACGGCCUUGGCCAAUGCGAUUAUCAAACUUUGCUCGGACAUUGAAAGUACCUUCAAAAGAGAGGCGAGAUGUAUCAAGAUCAGUAGUCCAGUUUACGUUCUCGGUGACACUCAUGGUAAUUUUAGAGACAUGAUGAUUUAUGAACGAAUCUUGUGGAGAAAAGCUCCUAAUUGUGUUCCAGCGAGUUAUUUGUUCCUGGGAGAUUUUGUCGAUCGAGGUGAAUAUGGUCUAGAAUGUAUUCUUUACCUAUUCUCGUGUAAACUGUUAUCCCCUGAAAAGUUCUGGCUUCUUCGAGGUAAUCAUGAACUACGAUCAAUUCAAGCGGUGUUCACCUUUCAACGAGAGUGUUUGGACAAAUUCGGUAAAAAUUUGGGAAGUACAAUUUGGGAUGCAAUUAACCGGGUCUUCGAUGUUAUGCCGAUUUGUGCAGUUAUCGAUGAAUCAAUUUUCUGUGCUCAUGGUGGAAUACCAACUUCGUUAACCAAAAUCGACGAUCUUCAAGCCAUACCCACUCCAUUGCCCGAGCCCGAGUCUCAAUCACCCGCUGCAUGGGAAAUACUUUGGAAUGAUCCAGUUUCGGGUAAUGAGUAUGAUGAAUAUGCGGACAUGUUAAGGUUACAAUCGGGAUCUACUUCGUUCAACGGUUUACAAGGUUUUCUACCCAACACCAAACGAGGUACAGCUUAUUAUUUCAACGAAGAAGCGGUCAACAAGUUUCUUCAGGCCAAUGGAUUAACUCACAUUAUCAGAGCUCAUGAGGUUAUCCCGGCGGGUUAUCGGUUCCAUAUGGGUGGAAAGGUGAUCACCGUUUUCUCAUCUUCUCAUUAUUGUGGUGGAAUGAAUGAAUCAGCCUGUAUUUUUAUAGAACAAGAAAAAUUGAGAGUUUUAAGAUUAGAUACAAGUUGUUAGAACGAAAGAAAAUCGAAAACGAAAAAUCAAAAUUCGAACCAAAUUCAUUAAUCCAAAUUUUCCAAGACAUUUUACUUUCUAAUUAAAACACUUUUCAUCAAAUUCUUUCCUUACAUUUAUUAAAUCUUUCUAAUUAAACAUUUUUAAUGUAAUUUCCAAUUCCAAUUCCAAUUUGAACAAUUAAAAUUAACCAACAAUCGAAAUCAUUUAAAUCUAAAAGUUUUGUCUUUUUAAUUUCGAAACAAAGUUAACCAAGUUUUCCAAUUGAUUUCAUUUUACACUCUAAUCAGAAUAUAUUUUCAGCAUAAAUUAACCAGAAUAUUCUGUUGUUUAAAUCUGAAACAUUUCCAUUUAAUUGUAAUUAACUAAA